This is a messenger RNA of Drosophila suzukii, 712 nucleotides long. The record is from RefSeq and is a predicted model, not a curated record. Lineage: Eukaryota; Metazoa; Arthropoda; Insecta; Diptera; Drosophilidae.
UCUAAUUACCGUGUGAGAAACAACAGCGGGAAGAGCUACAAAAAAUAAGGAAGCAAGGAUUAUGGCAGGGAAAGUUCCGAACCGGAGUUCAUUGCGUGCCAGGACGGCAAAAACGGACAAGAAAAUCCCCAGGAAAACUGGAGGAAAAAACGGAAAACAAGUUAGCAAAAUGGGGGCGUGGAAUGUGCUGAACGAUGACGAAAUCGAGCUGGUGAGGAAAAAUAUGGCAGCAAACAACGCCCACCCACAAGGACCAAGGAGAGGACCAAGAGGGCCAAGAGGACGAAGGACGUGGCAAAUUACAGCGCUCCGGGAAAUGGCGAUACGGCGCCAGGACGACGAGGUGGCAAUAUUUACACGCUUUUGUUGCCCCGCCCGCGACGUCAGCACUUGGCUAAAAAGGCUAAAAAGCCGCCAGUGACCAGUUAAGUGGAGGCAAAGCCCAGUCAAGUCGCUGUUGCCAACCGACGCCGUCGAUUGUGGAUUGUCGAAUGGCCAUGACGACAGCAACAGCCACAAAUAAUGGGGCAUUAACGCCUGUAUCCUGAGUCCUGACGUUACAUUGCCACACGCAACUUCCAGGGAGUUUAAUUCAAUGCGAGGCAAAGUAAACGAACAAAUUAAGUAAAUAAUCCAGAAAUUAGCAGCACCAAUGUUUGCGGUUAUAAUCCACAAGCUGUCGGGAUAUCCUGUUCCUGUUUAUCCUGCUAAU